AUGGCCAACCGCGACCAUGUGGCUUACGAGCAAGGCCUCCAGGAAAAGGCCCAGAAGUUCCAACACCUCGAAGCACAUGGGGACCGACGUGGUAGUUUGAGUGCCGAGAGCGUGACAAGGACGUCAUUUGACCGACGCCACUCCGCCGUGGCCGUUGGGUCAGGUCCAGGAUCCCGUCGUGGUUCCAUGCGCCAGAGUUUCGAAAAAGCCAACCUGGCAACAGUCUUCCCAGACUCGACUCAUCUGGAGAUCAAUGACGAUGAGAACGGCCGGAACACCAUCGAUGACCUCGGCACGUCCUGGUUCGUCUGGCUUGUGGCAGCGACGGCUUCGAUCGCAGGGUCGUUGUUCGGUUAUGACACCGGCAUCAUCUCAGCCGUACUGGUGUACCUGAACAACGACUUGAACAACCGGCCCGUCUCGUCCAGCGAGAAGGAACUGAUCACCUCCCUCUGCUCAGGUGGUGCCUUUAUUGGUGCUAUUAUUGCUGGUUUGACGGCCGAUCAGUUCGGUCGCAAAGUCGCUAUCUAUGUUGGCUGCGCUCUCUUCAUCAUUGGAGCCAUUCUCCAGGCAGCUGCUUACACCAUUGCCCAAAUGUCCGUCGGCCGUUUAAUCGUUGGCUUUGGCGUGGGUUCCGCGGCCAUGGUCGUGCCACUCUACAUUGCAGAGAUCGCACCUACCAAGGUUCGUGGCCGCCUUAUCGGUCUCAACAACAUGUCCAUCACUGGUGGUCAGGUGGUCUCAUAUGGAAUUGGAGCGGCUUUUGCACAUGUUCCACACGGUUGGCGGUACAUGGUCGGUCUUGGGGCGGUUCCUGCUAUCCUUCUGGCUUGCUUGUUGCCAUUCUGUCCGGAGUCACCUCGUCAACUUAUCUACCACGGAAAGAUCGCCGAAGGCGAGGCCGUCCUGGUCAAAAUCUACAAAGGCGCCACUCGCGAGCAGAUUCAAGCCAAAACGGCCCUGAUCGCUGCAGCCUGUGAAGAAGCUAAGGAGCUCAACGAAGAUCAAUCGCGCUGGUCCAAGAUCAAGCAACUGCACACCAACCCAGCCAAUUUCCGCGCCCUUCUCUGCGCCUGCGGUCUCAUGGUCAUCAGCCAAAUGUCGGGUUUCAACACGCUUAUGUAUUACUCGAGUACACUGUUCGCUCUAGUUGGCUUUUCCAACCCAGUCGCCGUCGGCCUUGUUGUUGCUGGAGUCAACUGGAUCAUGACAGGUGUCAACAUGGCCUGCGUCGACCCUCUCGGCCGUCGCCGCGUCCUGAUAUCGACCGUAUGGGGCAUGUCAGCCGGUCUGAUGGCCGUAGCCAUUGCCUUCUCCUUCAUCCCAGUCAACACACACACCCUCGCACUGGAAACGACCAAAGUCUCGACCCCGGCGAUCAUCGUCUUGGUCUUUAUCAUCUGGUUCGUCUUCUUCUACGGAGUCUCCGUCGGUAAUACGGCGUGGAUGAGCACCGACUUCUUCCCUAUGGAAGUUCGCGCCAUGGGCACAAUGUGGUUGACCUGCAGUUGCUGGGGCUCCAACAUCAUCGUCUCAUCGACCUUCCUAUCCAUGAUGAAAGGCAUGACUCCAUCCGGUGCUUUUGGCUUCUACGCCGCGAUUUGUGGCAUUGGUUGGGUUCUCAUCAUCCUCUUCUACCCAGAAGUCUCUGGCUUGACUCUCGAGGAAAUCGGUGAAGUCUUCAAGCAUAAGGAUUUCGGCGUCCGGUAUGCCAGGAACCUUCGCCGCGAGAAAAAGGACGAGAUCAAGGAGAGAAUGCGGACCAUGGAACGGCCUAUUGCCGGAGGACACUGAUCUCUAGCAAUCAGGAAGUUGACCUCGCCUCUGAAUUGAUGCAAAGACUGGAAUCCCUGCGGGACGGUACUACAGCUGCGCUUCACGGAAUGAAUGAGAAUGAUUGAUGAAGGAAGUUAUGGAUGGAUUUAUGCUUGCUGUAUUGCUGUGUAUAGUUGUCACUUUAACUGUGGCUG
Molecule: messenger RNA, 1970 nt
Organism: Exophiala xenobiotica
Lineage: Eukaryota; Fungi; Ascomycota; Eurotiomycetes; Chaetothyriales; Herpotrichiellaceae
Exons: 5
Coding region: 1-1794 (597 amino acids)
Biological process (GO): transmembrane transport
Cellular component (GO): membrane
Molecular function (GO): myo-inositol:proton symporter activity
Source: RefSeq, a predicted model, not a curated record